AUGGUACUUUUUCUCAGGCGUUGUCUAACACGGACAACACGUUGUCCAACACUAACCCCAAAGUCGCGAAGGGAAAUAAAUUACUUUUUGAAACCAAACGCUUGUUUCAGCGCCAAUUUCAGAGACUUAUCAAAUAAAAGUUUUGUUUAUACUGCGAGAAUGGCCUUGACACCCAGAGAAUCGGGCGAGUACAUCGUUGAGAAUGCCAAGCAUGUGCGUGUCCUGCCAGCUGGCAUUGAGAAGCUAACUCAGGAAAUCCUUAAAGCUCUGAAAGAGAAGCGGCUCAGCGUAGAGAAUUUCUCGCAGCAUGAACUGCACCCCAAUCCAGACUCAAAUCAUCCGGAAGACUACGUGAAAGCAGCCGAUUGGGUGUUCGUUCUGGAUACCCUAAACUUUUGCUUUUGGACGCCCGAUAACUACACGAAAUACAAGGUCAACGGGUAUACCGGCUACUUUGCCUUGUGCGCGGCUGUCAAAAGAGCCAUCAGCGAAGGUCUGGAUAUAACCAACCCCAAAUACUAUUCCGAGAUCGAUCUGAAGACGCUGAAGGACAUCUUCCGUUCCGACGACGGGGUGACCGAGAUUCCCCUGCUCCAAAAGCGGGUAGAUUGCCUGCACGAAGUAGGAAAAGUCCUACUGAACAAGUACGAUGGACGAUUUGAAAACGUAAUUAAGGCCGCUGACAAAUCAGCAGUGCGACUGCUGGACCUGGUUGUGGAAGAGUUCCCCUGCUUCAGGGACCAGGCGGAGUUCGCUGGCAAACGAGUCUCCAUCCUCAAGCGGGCUCAGAUCCUGGUGGGCGAUAUUUGGUGUUGCUAUCAAGGAAAGGGUCUUGGCUACUUCCAUGAUAUUUACAAGAUCACCAUGUUCGCGGACUACCGCGUACCUCAGGUUCUAGUGCUCUUUGGCAGCCUGGAGUACACCCCGGAACUUCUGGAGUUCCUCAAAACCGACACUAUCCUCGAGAAUGGCGAUCCGCGCGAGGUGGAGAUUCGAGGAGCCUCCAUUUACAUCAUCGAACGGGUCAGGGACGAAGUAGUGAAGCUCCUCAAGGAGAAUCACCCGGAUAUCUCCGUGGAUAAUGUAAACUCGAUCGUGAUCGACCAAUAUCUGUGGGACUAUAGACGCCAGCACAAUGCUGACCUGGAGCACAUCCCGUUCCACAAAGUGCUGAGCAUUUACUACUAAAUAAAGACGCUGUGGCAUUCGUUAAAUUGAA
This is a messenger RNA of Drosophila bipectinata, 1219 nucleotides long. Its product is annotated as queuosine 5'-phosphate N-glycosylase/hydrolase. Lineage: Eukaryota; Metazoa; Arthropoda; Insecta; Diptera; Drosophilidae. The record is from RefSeq and is a predicted model, not a curated record.